ACUUGGGUUGGAGGAGCGUACAUUAAUGGGACAGCAGAAGCACUCUACAAUGGUGGUGUUCUCGGCUGUCAAGCACCUAUAGGUUAUGCGCUAUCGCUCAUCAUGGGUGGAUUGUUGUUCGCGAAGCGGAUGAGGGAAGAAGGAUACGUAACGAUGCUGGAUCCUUUUCAGCGUGAUACUCGAACUGUGAAUUUCGCAAUUCGUUUUUUUGUACUUUUGGUGUACAUUACGCAGUCCAUUUCAGGUGCUACCCUUUCUGUAAUUCUACAGAUUGAUAUAAAUCUAUCGGUGAUCAUUUCCGCUCUAAUUGCGGUUUUCUACACAUUCACUGGCGGAUUAUAUGCCGUUGCGUAUACCGAUGUCGUGCAACUUUUCUGUAUUUUUGUUGGUCUGGUAAGCUCUAUCUUUCUUGAUUGGUAUUUUUGCAGAAGAAAUGACACGACAAUAAAAAAUGAAACACAUUCACCAAUCAAAUAUGGUCAACGUGUAGGAGGUUUAAUGUUUCUGCCUGCACUUCUCGGAGAAGUAUUCUGGAGCGCUGCUAUCUUAUCAGCUCUCGGUGCUACUCUUUCUGUAAUUCUACAAAUUGAUAUAAAUCUAUCGGUGAUUAUUUCCGCUCUAAUCGCGGUCUUCUACACAUUUACUGGCGGAUUAUAUGCCGUUGCGUAUACCGAUGUCGUGCAGCUUUUCUGCAUUUUUGUUGGCUUGGUAAGCUCUCAAUAA
This is a messenger RNA of Strongylus vulgaris, 723 nucleotides long. The record is from the annotation of a GenBank genome assembly. Lineage: Eukaryota; Metazoa; Nematoda; Chromadorea; Rhabditida; Strongylidae.